UCCUCCCAUUUUGCACCUAAAUUUUCUUUCCACCACUCAAAUUCUGUUCCUCUCAAUGCCAACAAUUUUCUUUCGGAUUUUCUUCAUAUACAAUCUCGUUUUAGAUUAUUUGGUCCCCAAGAAACUCAAAUCCUUCCUCUCUCGUUCUCGGAUUAAUCCUACCCACGCUUCCACUGUCGUCUCCGCCAGCGGUCAAGUCGGGGUACACACGUCUCCGGCACCGACACUAGCGACCGCAGCGGCAUUACCUCUGAAAAGAAUGGACGUGACAGAUUUGAAGAAGAUUUUCCAGAUGUUCGACAAGGAUGGGGAUGGAGCGAUCACGAAGAAAGAGUUGACUGAUUCGUUGGAGAAUAUGGGCGUCUCUAUCUCCGAUACUGACUUGGUGCAAAUGAUCGAACGGUUUGAUGUCAAUGGUGAUAUGUGUAUCGACAUCAAUGAAUUCACCGAGUUGUAUCAAUCAAUUAUGGAAAAUAAGGAUGAAGAAAAAGAUAUGAAGGAAGCUUUCAACGUUUUCGAUCAAAACGGGGAUGGUUACAUUUCAGUUGAUGAAUUGAAGUCUGUUUUGGAUGCUCUCGGACUUAAGCAAGGGAAAGCGAUGGAAGAUUGCAAGAGGAUGAUAACGAAAGUAGAUACAGAUGGGGAUGGUAGGGUUAAUUUCAUGGAGUUCAAGCAAAUGAUGAAAGCAGGUGGCUUUGGUGCCAUGGCUUGACUCUCAACUCUCAAGUUAGGGUUCUAUUUUUGGAUUGUGCAUAAGCUUUGUGACAUCUCCGGCCUUGACUCGUUGCUGCAUUACAUUGGUUCAACGGAGCGCAUCAGUGCCAAUGGGUUGCUGCCACUUGUCGACUUCGUAGCCCAAAAAUGGGGUGCAUAACUUGAAGAAGGGAGAGGAUGCAAUGGGAACAAUUUUAUCACCAAAGAUUUGAUGACAAUUCUUCAGGCUUGUAAAAUUGGUUUGGGGAUUUGGUGUUUUUGUUGUUUCUGUUUCUGAUUUUUCCCAUUCUCAUUAAGUUAAUUGUUUGAUUUGCUUGAAUGAUAUUUGAACGAGGAAGAAGUGCUUUUCUUUUGUUUUAAUAAUAUUCGUGUUAUCUUUCCAA
Molecule: messenger RNA, 1097 nt
Organism: Hibiscus syriacus
Lineage: Eukaryota; Viridiplantae; Streptophyta; Magnoliopsida; Malvales; Malvaceae
Product: calmodulin-like protein 7
Exons: 1
Coding region: 56-712 (218 amino acids)
Molecular function (GO): calcium ion binding
Source: RefSeq, a predicted model, not a curated record